AUGCUGAUAUUACUAUUGCUGAUUGCGUCACCAGUUUUUGCUGAAAACUGUUCUGACCUGUUCGAUGGCGUUGUAUAUUCAAGACGGUCAAUUUUUACCAUUAAGGGUCUACCAACGAACCUAGCUUACAAUCAGAACAACAAAGACUUACAUUUUACAGUCAUAGACAUAGAUUCUCUACAAGAUGAUGACGUACAAACUAAAAUGGAGCAAUACGUGCUAGCAAACGGACACCCGAUCAAAAUUGAUGAUAUAAACGGUCAGGCUGCAGCCGUUGAUAAUAGAAAUAAUAAAGUUUAUAUAGCAAGUGAUGACGGUUUAAAUGUACUGAAUGGUUCCUAUCAAACAAAUUUCCUAGCAUUCAAAGACGAGGAUAUAACACAGCUAUUCAAAACUGCAAACAAUGACAAACUAUACGCGGUUAUAUUCCCGGAUAGUGAAGUUUAUGAAAUAGAUUUACAACGGAUUGAAAAGAGAAGAAUCGAGAAUGUUCCUUGCGCUUUCAUACUAGCUGUGGAUGAUGAUGGUAAUAUUUAUUACGAAUGUGAUUCGAAAUACGUGAAAGUUCUAUUAAAAGAUUUCGUUGAACCUAUAGAAUAUGUAGGUCUGACGAAAAACGCGGCCAGAGCAAUGGCAAUUGAUGAUAGGAAUAGAGUUAUUUUAGCUGCUAAUGACGGCUUGUAUUGGUUGCAACCAAACUCGAUUAUACCAAAGAAACUUAUGAACCUCGAUUUUAUACCUUCUGGUAUAGUUUUCAAUGGAUAUGACUUCUUUAUAUCUACAAGCGGUAUCAUUUAUGAAUUUAAUUUAGAAUUCUGUGAACAAUAA
Molecule: messenger RNA, 828 nt
Organism: Danaus chrysippus (African queen)
Lineage: Eukaryota; Metazoa; Arthropoda; Insecta; Lepidoptera; Nymphalidae
Source: the annotation of a GenBank genome assembly